This is a messenger RNA of Ceraceosorus bombacis, 2781 nucleotides long. The record is from the annotation of a GenBank genome assembly. Lineage: Eukaryota; Fungi; Basidiomycota; Exobasidiomycetes; Ceraceosorales; Ceraceosoraceae.
AUGACCGACGCCAUCAAGGCGACGUUUUCCGCCAAAGCAGCCAAGGUGAGCAGCGAAAGAUGCAGUGGACCUCGCGGAUGGCGGUGAUGGAGUGUGAACGCCAGUCGUGGGUUGCUUUGCUGACAGGCCUACCAACCGCCGCCCCUGCUCCAUUCCCACGCGACCUCAGAACGAAGCAGUUUUCGUCUCCUUUGUCACUGCGGGUUUUCCAGCCAAGCAAGACACUGUGGAUGUUCUACUCGGUCUCGAAGCUGGUGGCGCGGACAUCAUCGAGCUCGGAGUGCCCUUCUCCGAUCCUCAAGCAGAUGGCGCUGCCAUUCAACGCAGCAACGAGGUGCGUGUGCAACCCGCGCAAUAUGUUGCACCAGCAUCGCUCACAGUGUUCGGCUCUUUCCUGCAUUUUCUUGCCCACAGGUCGCCCUCGAGCAGGGCGUGGACUACAAAACUUGCUUGUCCUAUGUGAAACAAGCUCGUUCUAGAGGCCUUAAAGCGCCAGUCUUACUGAUGGGAUACUACAACCCGCUCUUGGCACAUGGAGAACAAAAGGCGGUUCAAGAUGCUAAAGUGGCAGGCGCGAAUGGUUUCAUCGUGGUCGAUCUGCCUCCCGAAGAGGCCGAGGACUUCAGAGGAUUUUGCACUGCAGAUGGGUGAGUCUCGCGGCUGGUACAGAUCCCGAGGCGCCAGAUUUUGUGCCACUGUGCUUUGGUCACGAUGGGUACAUCACGUCACUUUGCUCUCCACUCACGCUCCAUGACUGCUCUUCAGUCUCUCGUACGUGCCGCUCAUUGCGCCUUCAACCUCGGACAAGCGCAUUCAGCACCUGUCCAAGCUUGCCGAUUCCUUCAUCUACGUCGUCUCCAAGAUGGGAACAACGGGCGUGUCCAACACAGUCUCUGAGAGUCUUCCUUCCAUGCUGGAGCGUAUUCGCAGCAUCACGGAUGUUCCAUUGGCGGUCGGCUUUGGAGUAGCGACGAGAGAGCAUUUUGUGCAGGUUGGCGAGCACGCCGAUGGAGUCGUCAUUGGUUCCAGGCUGGUCGCUGUGCUCCGAGAUGCUCAGCCAGCUACGACGGAAGCGCGUGUAGCAGCAGCUCGCGCGUACUGCGAGGAGAUCACGGGCAAGGCAGAGGGGGGAAUCAAGCGACAAAAUGAAAGAAAGCCCAUCAAGAUUUCGGACGCGAUCAAUCAGCCUGAUGGAGUCAAACCUCCAAAAGUGGACGCGGUCGUGAAUGGCGAUAGACCGCCGGUGCCAGGUCUAGACCCGACUGUCGAUCCCGUCUCUGGACAACUUCGGCCACCUCGGUUCGGCAAAUUCGGAGGACAAUACGUGCCGGAAGCUCUGUUCGAUGCGCACGCCGAAUUGGAAAAGGCGUACCUGGAUUGCAUCAACGAUCCAUCCUUCUGGAAAGAAUUUGAGAGUCAUUACGAGUACAUUGGCAGACCUUCAGAGCUGUACCUUGCAGAGAGAAUGACCGAAGCUGCUGGGGGUGCGCGAAUCUGGCUUAAACGAGAAGAUCUCAACCACACGGGAAGUCACAAGAUCAACAAUGCGAUGGGGCAAAUCCUGGUAGCGAGAAGGUUGGGCAAGACGAGAAUCAUCGCCGAGACUGGAGCUGGGCAACACGGCGUGGCUACUGCCACGGCCUGCGCCCGCUUCGGCAUGGAAUGCGUCGUGUACAUGGGAGCCGAAGACGUGAGGCGACAAAGCCUGAAUGCGUUUAGGAUGAAGAUGCUCGGUGCCAAGGUUGUGGCUGUGGAGAGCGGCAGCAAGACGUUGAAGGAUGCGAUCAAUGAAGCGAAUAGAGACUGGGUCACCAAUCUACACAACACGCAUUAUCUCGUCGGAUCAGCCAUUGGACCGCACCCGUUCCCUAGCUUGGUUAGAGACUUCCAAUCCAUCAUCGGAAAAGAAGUCAAGCAGCAAUUGAAGGAGAAGAAGAACAAGUUGCCGAACGCUGUGAUUGCUUGCGUUGGAGGUGGAAGCAAUGCCAUCGGCAUCUUCCACCCUUUCAUCAACGACCCCACAGUCAGGCUCAUUGGAGUAGAGGCCGGCGGCGAUGGUGAGCCUGCACGCGUUUUGCUUGUUGUGGCCCACGUGUACCAUGCUUGACGUAUUCGCACCAUCUUCCCCUCGUCUUUGCCAGGCAUCGAAACUAACAGGCACUCGGCCACCUUGUCAAAGGGCACGCCUGGUGUGCUGCACGGUGUGCGCACCUAUCUGCUUCAAGCUCCCGAUGGUCAGAUUACAGAGACGCACUCUAUUUCUGCUGGGCUUGACUAUCCAGGUGUGAGUGAUCAGGCAACUUUCAUGUGAUUUUGUUUGCCGAUGCGACGUGCAUUGGUGCUCGUGCUCAUACCACAUCUUUCCCACAACACCCUCAGGUCGGACCUGAGCACGCUUGGUUGAAGGACUCUGGAAGGGCAGAAUACAUCGCUGCAACGGACGAAGAGGCCCUUCAAGGUUUCAGAUUGCUGGCUCAGCUCGUAAGUGUCACAUGCCGACUCGCGAAGCACACCGCACGAAACAGAUUCCCAUACCCGUCCAAGUCACCUGACGCUGACCAAGCACUGCUUGCUCUGGCCACUUGACGCGCUCAGGAGGGUAUUCUGCCCGCUCUCGAAACUUCUCAUGCGCUCAUCAAGGCUUUCGACCUGGCCAAAAGGUUUGCAAAGGACGACGAUAUCGUCGUUUCGCUCUCCGGCCGCGGUGACAAAGACGUCGCCGAGCUCGCCAACCUGCUGCAGACCGGAUGGAGCGAGAGGCUCAAUUGGAAGAUCGCCUAG